CCAUGCGCAAUCGCUGUUGAAGAAACCGACGCAUCUCCGAUUUGUAUUAUGUUUUGAAAAUACAUUUUAAGAUAUUUUAAAUUGUGUAUUCAUAAAACUGGAUGGUAUGCUUACGUUUGGAUUAUUCAAGAUUCGAAAUAUCACAACUUGUAUAAAUAUAUAGAAAUCUCAAUGCCGAAAAGAGCAGAAAUACCUGAUGAUGAAGAGCCCAGGCCCAAAAUUGUUUUGGACUUUGAUGUUCGAUUAUUUUGCCAAAACCUGAAGGCUACCAAACCUCCUUAUAAAUGUCCAGUGGAUGGAUGUGGCAAAUUAUAUAAAAGUUACAGUGGAAUACAAUUUCAUCUAUAUAAUUUUGAUCAUGACAACCCAGAAAAUUCUGCUCCUUCCCCUGCACGUAAAAACAACAAGAAAAAGGCUAAGUGGCAUCAUAGACAAGAACGUCGUUCUCCCACUCCACCUGUAUUUCUUAGAUCUCCCCAAAGAGAUUCGUUAACUUAUGCUGAAGCUCAACGAUUGGUUGAAAUAGAGCUUGAUGGUCGUAUUCAGAGAUUAGAUAUUUAUGAACCAAUUGAAGUGAUAUCACAAGAUGAAAUUGACAACCAUCACAACACCGAGAAAGAAGAAAAAACUGAAACUAAAACCCCCCUCAAAUCGGGUAAAAGUGUCGAUAAUAAUAACAAAACACGUAAAGAAAAUAGUGCUGCACCGAUCAAAUUACCUGAAGCUCAGUUUAAAGUAUUAGAGGGCUACAUCAAGCCAAAUCACUUUAAACCACGGCCAUCAUCCUACUACAGAUAUAUAGAAAAAACUGUCGAAGAAUUAGAUGAGGAAAUUGAAUAUGACAUGGAUGAGGAGGACCAUUCAUGGCUAGAAUUAAUAAAUGAAAAACGGGUUAAAGAGGGUACAAACGGUGCAAUUACACAAGAAGUUUUUGAAACGCUUAUGGACAGGUUUGAAAAAGAAGCGUUUUUUCAAAGUCAAAGUGCGGGUAAAGAUCAAAAUCCUUCAAUUGAUGAGGAUGCUGUAUGUUGUAUUUGUAUGGACGGAGAGUGCCAGAACAGUAAUGUGAUUUUAUUUUGUGACAUGUGUAAUUUAGCUGUGCAUCAGGAGUGCUAUGGUGUACCUUACAUUCCCGAAGGACAGUGGUUAUGUAGACGCUGUCUUCAAUCGCCCUCACGUGCGGUCGAUUGCUGUCUCUGUCCGAAUAAAGGUGGUGCAUUUAAACAGACUGAUGAUGGGCGGUGGGCGCAUGUGGUUUGUGCCAUGUGGAUACCGGAGGUGGGCUUUGCCAAUACAGUAUUUUUAGAACCUAUAGAUAGCAUCGAACGAAUUCCUCCAGCCCGUAAAAAAUUAACUUGUUAUAUUUGCAAACAGCGAGGUGUUGGAGCAUGUAUUCAGUGUCAUAAGACGAACUGUUACACAGCAUUUCAUGUUACAUGUGCUCAACAGGCUGGUUUAUAUAUGAAAAUAGAACCUACUCGAGAACCGGGACCUAACGGUACAGUUCCAGGUGUUAGAAAAACUGCGUACUGUGAUGUACAUACACCUGCUAAUUCUGACUGUACCUCAAUGUUCGAUGAUGACGAUGAUAAAUCUAUGUCGGCAAAGAAAGCGAAGGAGAAAUCUCGUAUUAAAAUGAGGAAAGCGAGGAAAAUACUAGCAGAAAAAAGAAAUGCCAUGCCAGUUGUAUCAAUCCCUACUAUUCCUCAUUCCAGAAUAUCUCGAAUAGCAUCAAUAGUUACUAUAUCAAAGAAAGAACAGUUUUUAAAACGUUUAUUAAGUUAUUGGACGUUAAAAAGACAGUCUAGAAAUGGUGUACCAUUACUUAGACGACUUCAGUCAAAUCACAUGGCUCGAAGCAGAGAUCAAACCAAGAAUGAUCAACAAAGUAGUGAACUACGGGACAAAUUGAAGUAUUGGCAGAGAUUACGACAAGAUUUAGAAAAGGCCAGAUUAUUGGUUGAAUUAAUCAGAAAGAGAGAAAAGUUAAAACGAGAGCAGGUCCGAAUACAUCAGUUGGCAACAGAAUUAAAACUGCAGCCAUUUGUAUAUUUAUUACGUCAGUCUAUAGAACAGUUAAUAGAAUGUGAUACUGGUAAUAUCUUCACCGAACCUGUUUCUUUAGAAGAGGUACCUGAUUAUCUCAGUUAUAUCGAUACACCUAUGGAUUUUGAGACGAUGUCAAAUAAGGUAAACAGUCACGAGUAUAAGAAUAUUGAUGAGUUCGAGAUAGAUUUUAAUCUUAUUUUGGCCAACUGUAUGAAGUAUAAUGCCAAAGAUACCGUCUUUUACAGGGCUGCUAUUAAACUUCGUGAUCAGGGAGGUGCUAUAAUUCGAUCUGCACGAAGGAUGGCAGAAAGGAUUGGUUUUGACCUCGGCACUGGCCUCCAUGUGACCAGUCCCCCUAAACGGAAAGAUAAAGAACCCAUAAUAAUAGAAGAUUUUGAUGCUUUCAUGGAAAGAGUUCGAGAAGGAACACCUCUGGAAGAACAACUGAAAAUCCUUUUAGAUAAAAUGGAUGAAACCCAAGCAGCCAGAGCAGGGAAACAAUCCAAGUUUAUGAAGAGGAUCAGGAGGGAGAUCAUAUCAUUACGCCGCAAGAUGGCACUUCAAAAAGGGCAGACAGACACAGAUGAUGGAGCUAGCAUAGAUACAGCCUCAACAACAGAAGCUGUGUCCACAGAUAAUGACAGUCGUUCACCGUCUCCAGUCAGAGGUUCUAAUAAAUCCCAUUCCUCACCCACAAGAUCAGCACAUCAUGUCUCUAGUCCCAGCAAGUCAUCUGCAGAAAAAUUCAGUCCUGUUGUCAAGUCUACACCAGGUAGAGGACGUGGACGGGGAAGGGGUCGAGGUAGAGGUCGUGGAAGAUCCCGAAUACACAGUCAAAGUGAAUCAGAACAUGAUCGCACAGGAUCCAAAUUCAAUGCAGAUGACAGUGAGCACAAUUCUGAUGGAGAAGGCAGUAACUCAGUUCCUCCAACACCAUCGCCAGCAGCAGGGGUUAAUAGGCGGACAGCAGUGUUACUAAACAGCAAGAAACCAAGAGGAGGUGGUUCCACACCUAAAGCAGCUAAUGGGCCGCCCACAGUACGUAAAGGACCUGGUCGGCCACCAAAGUCACGACCCAUAGACAAUGAUCUUCCUCCUCCAGUUCUAGAACCAAUGAUCAACCACCAUACCCCUUCUAGUCCAGCUGGUCGCAAACGUUCACUUAGUACUGGAGGCAACUCUAGAGAUUCCAGCAGCCGUCCGUCCCCACCUAAGAGAGCGAUGUCUCUCAAUGAUAACAUGCCAUCGUUACAAGAUCAGUCAGAUAUGAAUAAAGAGAGCUUUAAGAUUUACCGUCGGGCACCAGUUGGUAUUCGAAGUUCCUCUGAAUCUGAGAGUACAUCUGGUAUGAGCAGUGGUGAUGAAAUGCUUUCUGAGACCUCCAGUGAAAGUUCCAGCAAUAACAGCAGAUCUGAUGAUCACUCAGAUGGUUCCAUUAAAGAUGACGCUAGCAAUACUUGUUUGGAUAUCCCAGGAUGCUCUUCACCUUCUUCCACCCCUAAUAUGUCCCCUCAGUAUGAAGGUCGACCAAGAAGAAGUCCUAGUUUUGAUUCUGAUGAUGUGAUUCCUCUAGAACCGUUAGAUUUGGUGUGGGCUAAAUGUAGGGGCUAUCCAUGGUAUCCGGCGCUGAUUAUCAACCCCAAAAUGCCUAAAACAGGUUAUUUUCAUAAUGGUGUACCAAUACCAGUACCACCUGAAGAUGUUUUAGGCUUACGUAAUCGCUAUGAUGAAGUUGUCUACUUAGUUCUUUUCUUUGAUACCAAACGAACUUGGCAGUGGUUACCAAGAAGUAAACUAGAACCACUAGGAGUAGAUUCUGAACUAGAUAAAAUGAAACUAUUAGAAAAUAAAAAGCCUAAUGUCCGCAAAGCAGUACAGAAAGCCUAUGAGAAAGCCAUUGUUCAUCGAUGCAAUGUCAACGGUGAACCAAAUCCACUUUUAGCCGAGUCUAGCUCAGAGGAUUAAUUUGUUAUGAACUUGUAAAAAAAUGUUUUCAAACUAUUGUACAGUGACCCCCUUUUCAUAAUUUAUACAUCCACAUCCAGAGAUAAUUUUGUAGCAUUUUGAUAAAUAUUUUGUUUGGUCAUAAUUAUUUGCUGAUUUUAUUUUCCACCUGUGUAUAUACUUGUGUAAGUAAUGGUAUAGAUAGAAUGUAAUUAUUAUAUGUAUGAACUUAUCAUUUUAACUUUUAUUUCCUGCUUGAACCAAAUUAUUUUGAGUACCGUAGUAGAUGCCCUGAAUUAACUAUUAAAGUACCGGUAUAUCUUUAUGUAGAGUUAUCAGUACUAUAUAAUAAUUUGACUUAUACUUAUAAACUGUAUUAUUGAUUCAUUUGUAGAUAAUUGCAUGACUUAGUUUCCAGACAUAAUCACAUACUUGUUUAUGACUUUUUAUUCAUAAACACACCUACUUUUGGUAGUCCUCAUGAUUUCAUCCAACCAACAGAAAUCUCCAAUGGGCACAUUUCAUUUGAUUGUCAAUACAGUUUUGUCAUAGUGUGCUAUUGUUCAUUUGUUAUUAAGGUAUGUGUCCAUGAAAUUGACAGUGUAGAUUUAAAUAUUAUGAAAAGACCUGGUUUGUUUGUAUAUAAAACCAUUGUUAUAUGUUGAUCAUCCUGUAUGAAGCUAGAUCUUGUUUACAUUUAUUUAAAAAUAAACAAUGAGGAAAGAAAA
This is a messenger RNA of Patella vulgata (common limpet), 4721 nucleotides long. RefSeq names its product bromodomain-containing protein 1. The transcript has 16 exons. The record is from RefSeq and is a predicted model, not a curated record. Gene Ontology annotation, biological process: regulation of transcription by RNA polymerase II. Gene Ontology annotation, molecular function: protein binding. Lineage: Eukaryota; Metazoa; Mollusca; Gastropoda; Patellidae. Gene Ontology annotation, cellular component: MOZ/MORF histone acetyltransferase complex. Bases 172 to 4014 code for a protein of 1280 amino acids.